Messenger RNA from Brassica oleracea var. oleracea, 489 nucleotides. RefSeq lists its product as uncharacterized. NCBI's taxonomy places the organism in Eukaryota, Viridiplantae, Streptophyta, Magnoliopsida, Brassicales, Brassicaceae. The record is from RefSeq and is a predicted model, not a curated record. The transcript has a single exon. Bases 1 to 489 code for a protein of 162 amino acids.
AUGUUCUCCAUGCUGGGUCGUGGAGGAACACACACGGGAUCUUGGGAUCUUGAAAACCACAGAUCGCGUAGCUUCGUUUAUAGAAAGUAUAAAGAGUAUCUCCCAUCGGAGAUGGAGGAUAUGUCUAGGUGUAGCAGGAGCGAACACUUGGUGGAGGCACCCACAGGUCAAACUUUUAUGGUCAAGUGGUACACAGAUAUCUUCUGGAAUGGCCCUGAUAAUGGGGUGCGGCGUUGGAAGCGUUUCAUGGUGUUCGAGGUGGCAGGUGGAGACGCAAUAGCUUCUAACGACAUUGAAGAACUCUGUAUUUUUCUCUCAAUCAAAGGAGAACCUUUCUGUGUAGAGGCUAGCUUGUAUGGGCUAACCCCAAACUGCAUCUACUACGUGGGAGACUUUGACUACGGAAAAGUCAAUAUAGGCAAUAAUGAACGGGUUGGUGGAUAUGGCUUUUCCCCUGCCCCUUACUUCAUUCCACCUCAAUCCUCUUAA